CUCCAGGGAUCCUUGAAAAGAAAGCAGGUAGUUAACUUGUCUCCUGCCAGCAGCAAGAGGCCCAAUGGCUUUGUGGACAAUUUGUUCCUUGAUAUGAAGAGAAUUCGGGUUGGGGAGAACCUGUCUGCCGGGCAAGGCGGCCUCCAAGCAAAUAAUGGUCAAAGCCAGGUUAUGUCUGGGGCCUUGCCUAUGAGCCAGGCCCCUCUGAGAAAGAGCAACACCCUGCUACCUCCUGCACACUCUCCUGGCAACAGCGUGUUUAGCAUGGGCUUAAAGGAGGUGAAGAAGGAGCCGGGAGAGACUCUGUCGUGCAGUAAGCACACGGAUGGCAAGAUGAUCCAGGAGAAUAUUUUCGCUAAUAGGUACGGAGACGACCCUGGAGAGCAGCUGAUGGACCCUGAGCUGCAGGAACUCUUCAAUGAACUCACCAACAUCUCUGUGCCUCCCAUGAGUGACCUGGAGCUGGAGAAUAUGAUCAAUGCCACCAUUAAGCAGGAUGACCCGUUUAACAUCGACUUGGGUCAGCAAAGCCAGAGGGCCACACCCAGGCCCUCGGUGCCCAUGGAGAAGAUAGUGAUCAAAAGCGAGUACUCGCCUGGCCUGACUCAGGGCCCUGCAGCCUCUCCUCAGCUGAGGCCCCCCUCAGCCGGCCCUACAUUCUCCAUGGCCAACACUGCCCUUUCAGCUUCAUCCCCAGGCCCCACAGUCCCCCAGAGCCAGGCUCAGCCUCAGACAGCAUCAGGAGCCAGCCGGGCAUUGCCUAACUGGCAGGAGGUAUCCCACGCCCAGCAACUCAAACAGAUAGCUGCCAGCCGUCAGCAGCACGUCCGGAUGCAGCAGCACCAGCCUCCUGCCUGGUCGGCCUUGCCCUCUUCUGCUGGGCCAUCCCCUGGUCCAUUUGGGCAGGAAAAAAUCCCCAGUCCUUCCUUUGGCCAGCAGCCAUUCAGCCCACAGGGCUCCCCCAUCGCUGGGGUCACUGGAGGCAGCAGCCAGCCGAAAGUAAUGGCCAACUAUAUGUAUAAGGCCAGCCCCCCAGCCCAGAGUGGGCACCUGGACGCACUUAUGCAGCCAAAGCCUCAGGAUCUCAGUCGGAGUUUUAUUAACAACCCACACUCAGCCUUGGAGCCCCGGCAGGGCAACACCAAGCCUUUGUUCCACUUUAACUCAGAUCAAGCAAACCAGCAGAUGCCUUCUGUUUUGCCUUCCCAGAGCAAGCCUUCUCUCCUGCACUACACCCAGCAGCAGCAGCAGCCACAGAGCUCAAUCCCAGCACAGCAACAGCAGCAGCAACAGCCACCAUCCCAGCCCACCCAGCCUUUAUCAAGCCAGCCUUUGCUGAGGUCACCUUUGCCACUUCAGCAAAAGGCGCUGCUUCAGAAGAUGCAGAACCCGUCCAUCACAGGCCUCGGGUAUCAGGCCACCCAACAGCACAGACAGGAUCAACAGUCUGGGGGGGCCCAGAACCCAGGCCCCAGUCCAAGUCCCAACUCCUGCUCAAACCCGAACCCUGGAGUUGGCUUCCUGAACUCCCAGCAAUCGCUGCUGAAUCAGCAGCUGAUGGGGAAGAAGCAGACCCUGCAGAGGCAGGCCACGGAGCGGAAGCAGCAGCUCCUCCUUCAGCAGCAGAGACUGGCUGACACGGAGAAAAUUGCACCACAAGAUCAGAUAAACCGACAUUUGACAAGGCUGCCCCCAGACUACAAAGACCAAAGAAGAAAUGUGGGCAGCCUACAGCCAGCGGCCCAGUAUUCUGGUGGCCCAUCGACAGUGAGUUUAAACUCCAACCAGGCUUUGACAAACCCAGUUUCAACACACACCAUUUUGACUUCAAAUUCCAGCCUCAUGUCUACUUCCCAGGGGACAAAAAUGCCAUCAUUAUCCACAGCAGUUCAGAACAUUGGGAUGUAUGGAAAUCUGCCCUGUAAUCAGCCUGGCACGUUCAACGUCACUUCAGGGAUGAAUCAACUGACACGACAGAGAAACCCAAGUCAACUGAUAACAAAUCAAAACAGCCCUCUGAUGCCACGGCCACCCACCUUAGGGCCAAAUAACAACAACAACGUCACCACUUUUGGAGCCGGGGCUAUUGGUAGUUCACCACAACUGAGACCAAAUUUAACCCACAAUAUGGCAGGCGUGCCAGCUCAGAGAACACCAAAUAUAAUGAUCACAUCCAACACAAUAGCACCAAACUGGGCUUCUCAAGAGGUGACAACCAAACAGCAGGAAGCCCUGAAGUCCACAGGAGUCCGCUUCCCCACAGGUGCACCUGCAGCCUAUACCCCAAACCAGCCCUUGCAGCAGACAGUAGGAAGCCAGCAAUUUUCCCAAAGGGCAGCAGCACCUCCUAACCAGCUAACACCAGCAGUACAAAUGAGACCCAUGAACCAAAUGAACCAAACUUUGAAUGGGCAGACCAUGGGACCCCUCAGGGGUCUGAAUCUCAGGCCCAAUCAGAUAAGCACACAGAUGUUGUCUAAUUUGAACCCAUCAGGAGCAGGGUUGAGUCAAUCAAGGACGGGUAUUAGCCAAACAACAUCCCUGACUCCCAACAAUUUUCCUUCAUCCACCCAAGGUUCCAGGGCUUUUCAAGGAGCUGACCAGGGCAGUGACUUGGCUUUUGACUUCCUCAGCCCGCAGACUGACAACAUGGGCCCAAGCCUGAACAGUGAUGCUGACUUCAUUGAUUCUUUGUUGAAGACAGAACCUGGCAAUGAUGACUGGAUGAAAGACAUCAAUCUUGAUGAAAUCUUGGGGAGCAACUCCUGAAGGAGAAAGGGGAGUCAUUUCUAAACUCCAAGCACUAAAAGGCAGUAUUUCACAAGGACAAUGUCAAGGUCAAACUGUUGACUUCCAGAUGGACUACACAAAGAUACCGUGGCUUAGAAAUGGAAAGCAGAAAGUAACAUUGCAGUGGUCAACAUUUUGGUCCAAAUUCUUGUUUAAAACUCUCAAACCUGAAAGUAAAACACUGGGAUCAGUUUUCCCUAUCUGAACUUCAGGACAAUUUACCCACAUAGAACUGUGCUGUUGUGUAAUUAAUUGGCUCCCUUACCAUAGAACUUGUAGAUCAUUUAACCCAUAUCAUGAGGAGGUACUAGGUCCAAGCAACAAAUUCCUUAAUAUAGUCUAAUAGAUAUAUGUGGCUUAAUUUUUCCACUGUCUUUUCAUUUAAUCUUCCUAAAGUUUGCAGGACAGAUUGAAAUGUUAGAGUUUGCCUGGAGUGAUGGAGCAGUGUCCUAAGUGAGGGAAAAUCAGUGAAUUGGAGACUUUCUUCCCUAGCUUCAUGCUUCACUUCCACACUUUCCCCACACAUCCCAUGCAUCAGCAGGGUGUAGGGUUGUGUGAUUGGAUUUUGGCUUCUAUAAUCAAUUUCUCGAUCUGUUCCCUGCCUAGUUUUAGAUAUGACUAAGGCCUGUCCUGAUCAUCUUCAAAUACUAGACACGCUUGUCUGCAUCAGAUUUCACCUAAAAACUUAAGACAUUUCCAUAGAGGAAAUGCUGUCCACAAAGAACCAGAGGUUUUACUCAUGGUGCCCAAUGCCCAUGUGGUGCCCAAGUCAGUGAACUUGAACCUUCCCUCAUGUAUUCUGAUGACCAGAAAGGGGUUUGCAGGAAAAGAAAGUUUGGAGACCAAAACUGAGAUUGGAAAGUGUCAUGUUUUGACUGGAGAUGAGAAUCAGGAGUGGUGGGCAUGGGAGACAUUGCUCUGUCUCACGGAGGUUAGAGGAGCUUAGAUGGAAGACAAACAUGAUUGACUCUUCUUUGGCAGUGUCAUUCGGCUUGAGUGAGCAGCUUCAGUUCCUGAUGCAAAGAGUCCUUGCCGUGUGCUCCACGGGCUGUAUCUGGGUUUUCUCCCUCAGGGCUGAGCACUGUGUC
Castor canadensis (American beaver) is the source of this 3878-nucleotide messenger RNA. Lineage: Eukaryota; Metazoa; Chordata; Mammalia; Rodentia; Castoridae. The record is from RefSeq and is a predicted model, not a curated record.